This is a messenger RNA of Gaeumannomyces tritici R3-111a-1, 6396 nucleotides long. Its product is annotated as kinesin-II 85 kDa subunit. The transcript has 2 exons. Gene Ontology annotation, molecular function: microtubule motor activity; ATP hydrolysis activity; microtubule binding. The coding region runs from base 546 to 5804 and encodes 1752 amino acids. Lineage: Eukaryota; Fungi; Ascomycota; Sordariomycetes; Magnaporthales; Magnaporthaceae. Gene Ontology annotation, biological process: cytoskeleton-dependent intracellular transport; microtubule-based movement. Gene Ontology annotation, cellular component: microtubule; kinesin complex. The record is from RefSeq and is a predicted model, not a curated record.
CGGUAGAUAGGCUGCUGCCGAAGGAAGCCUUGGACAAAGAAUCGCCCGAAAAGAAGACUCUCAGCCUGCAGAGCCUCGUCGGGUGCGGAUUCCCGCAGGAAGCCGGGGUUCGCACGCGACUCGACUGUGAUUUAGAGCUUGUGCACCAAACUGAGCCAGACUGAGCCAAAUCGUCUCCUUUCUCCGUUGAAAUCGCCCUUUGGGAGAUUGGUCCCCACCCAACGUCAAUAGAGAAAUCCGCCCCGAAAUCAGAUCCUCAGACUCCGUCGCCGCAACGAACCCGGACGUUUCCCUCUCCGACGAGCCCCGUCUCCGACGCAACCACGCCGCCCUCCGCCAGAGAAUGACCCGUGCCCGACGGACGGUUCAUCGUGCUGGGAUUACACCUGGGGUUUCAUCGAGACCGGCUCCUCCAGCGCGCGGAGCUGAUUGAUCGCACCCAUUUUGUCCAUCUCCCAAGCCUGCCCCCGGCCGAGGAGAUCGUGUCGCAACGCCCAGGGCCCCCGAACACGCCGCCCGGCGAAGUCUCCUAGAAGACCGCCAACAUGGCUGGCGGAAACAUCAAGGUCGUGGUCCGUUGCCGGCCCUUCAACGGGCGAGAAAUGGACCGCGGCGCAAAAUGUAUCGUCGAAAUGAAGGACAACCAGACGGUGAUCACGCCGUCGUCGGACUCGGGCAAAGGCGCCAAGGACCUGGCCCCGAAGGCCUUCGCCUUUGACAGGUCGUACUGGUCCUUCGACAAAAGCGCACCAAACUACGCCGGCCAGUCCAACUUGUUCGACGAUCUGGGGAAGCCCCUUCUCGAUAACGCCUUCCAGGGAUACAACAACUGUAUUUUUGCCUAUGGACAGACCGGUUCUGGAAAGUCGUACUCCAUGAUGGGAUACGGCAAGGAGAUCGGUAUCAUCCCUAUGAUUUGUCAGGACAUGUUCAAGAGGAUAGGCGACAUGCAGAAGGACCCAAACCUGAAGUGCACCGUCGAGGUGUCAUAUCUCGAGAUCUACAACGAGCGAGUGCGCGAUCUGCUGAACCCAAGCACCAAGGGAAACCUCAAGGUCCGCGAACACCCCUCGACCGGUCCUUACGUCGAAGAUCUUGCGAAGCUGGUUGUCGGCAGCUUCCAGGAGAUCGAGAACCUCAUGGACGAGGGCAACAAGGCGAGAACGGUGGCGGCCACCAACAUGAACGAAACGUCGAGUCGAAGUCACGCUGUUUUUACCUUGAUGGUCACCCAGAAGAAAUUCGAUGUCGACACCAAGAUGGAGAUGGAAAAGGCGGCCAAGAUCAGUCUGGUGGAUCUGGCAGGCUCGGAGCGCGCCACCUCCACCGGAGCUACCGGCGCACGUCUCAAGGAAGGUGCCGAGAUCAACCGGUCUCUGUCAACGUUGGGCCGUGUCAUCGCCGCCCUCGCCGACCUCUCAACCGGAAAGAAGAAGAAGGGUCCUGGCGGCACUGUUCCAUACCGAGACAGUGUUCUGACCUGGCUCUUGAAGGACUCGCUCGGAGGAAACAGCAUGACUGCCAUGAUUGCUGCCAUCAGUCCGGCCGACAUCAACUUUGACGAGACGCUGAGCACGCUGCGUUAUGCGGACUCUGCGAAGCGCAUCAAGAACCACGCCGUCGUAAACGAAGACGCCAACGCCCGCAUGAUAAGAGAGCUCAAGGAGGAAUUGGCCAUGCUCAAGAACAAGCUCGGUGGCGGCAGCAGCGGAGGAGGUGGCGGCGGCGGCGUUGGCGUGCCUGCUGAGGAGGUGUAUGCCGAAGGGACGCCGCUGGAGCAGCAGAUUGUCAGCAUUACACAGUCCGAUGGAUCCGUCAAGAAGGUCUCCAAGGCUGAGAUCGCGGAGCAGCUCAGCCAGAGCGAGAAGCUCUUGACCGACCUCAACCAGACGUGGGAGGAAAAGCUGCAGAAGACCGAGGAGAUUCACAAGGAGCGCGAGGCCGCACUCGAGGAGCUGGGUAUCAGCAUCGAGAAGGGCUUCAUUGGGCUCAGCACGCCCAAAAAGAUGCCUCACUUGGUCAAUCUGUCAGACGACCCACUCCUGGCCGAGUGCCUGGUCUACAACCUCAAGCCUGGAACGACGAUGGUCGGCAACGUCGAAUCCAACGCCGAGCACCAGGCAAAUAUCCGCCUGAAUGGCUCCGGGAUUCUGCACGAACACUGCACUUUCGAGAACGCGGCAGACGGCACCGUCACGCUGGUUCCGAAAGAGGGCGCCGCGGUCAUGGUUAAUGGCAAGCGCAUCACGGAGCCCAAGCAGCUCCACUCCGGAUACAGGAUCAUUCUCGGCGACUUCCAUAUUUUCCGAUUCAACCAUCCCAUGGAAGCAAAGGCGGAGCGCGCGGAGCAGAGCCUGCUGCGGCAGUCCAUCACCGCCAAUCAGUUGGCGAACCUCGACAAGAUCUCCCCCCUGCCCUCGCCCAGGCCCGGCGGCCAUGACAGGUCUGUCAGCAAGGCUGGCUCUGAUUUUGGCGAUAGUCGCCCAGACUCGCCUUCGCCGUUCUCGCGCAACGACGGCAACUCUGACUGGUCGUUUGCGCGCAGAGAAGCAGCGGGUGCUAUCCUUGGGUCUGACCAGAACUUCACAAACCUCACGGAUGAAGAGCUCAACGUGCUCUUUGAGCAACUCCAGCGAGCAAGAGCCGAGAGAGUCAAUGGUACCAGCCGCGAGGGGGACGAAGACUUGGAAUCCAUGGCCUCGUAUCCCAUCCGGGAAAAAUAUCUCUCGACAGGCACAAUCGACAACUUCUCUCUCGACACCGCUUUGACGAUGCCUUCAACCCCUAAGCAGGGCGAGGUGGAAGACAAGCUACGCGAGGUGCGCGAGGACAUGCAAACACAGCUGGAGAAACAAAAAGAUGACUACCGGGAGCAGAUCAAGACCGCCUCAGCAGCCAACGUCGAGGUCGAGGAGAUCAGACAGGAAAAGGCUAAAAUGGAGGAUGCGCUGGUGCAGCUCAAGGCAGACAUGCAGAAGCAGCUCGAGGUCCAACGGAAAGAGUUCGAGGCCAAGAUGGACAAACUCGACCCUCUGAAGCGACCCAAAGCCAACCCGAAACUCUCCGAAGUUGAGAUUGAACAGGCCAAGGAGGUGGUGAAGCAUUGGAAAAAUCGCAGAUACGUGCAUAUGGCAGAGACGCUCCUGCAGCACGCGUCGACGCUCAAGGAGGCACAGGUCAUGAGCCACGAGCUUGAGGAGAAUGUGUUUUUCCAGUUCACUGUUGUCGACGUCGGCCACGCUCUCUGCUCGAUGUAUGAUAUGGUGCUGAGCGGGCUGCCUGGUGAGGGUGACGACAUUGCUCUCGAGGAGGCACCCAAGCCGUGCAUCGGCGUCCGCGUUAUCGACUACAAGGACGGCUCCGCUCGCCUGUGGAGUUUGAACAAGCUGCUCGACCGCGUGCGGCAGAUGCGGCAGAUGUACCAGUACCUUGACGAGCCCGAGUACUCGCAGCACCUGAGCUUCGACAACCCGUUCGUGGAGAACUGCAUGCCUCAGUUUACGCUCAUCGGAGAGACCGACGUGCCCUUGCGGGCCGUGUUUGAGAGCCGGGUCCAGGACUUCACUCUCGAUGUGCUCUCGCCGCACACGUCGCACGCCAUAGGCAUCAUCAAGCUGUCUCUGGAGCCCUCGAGCGCCCGGGCGCCGACCAACACGCUCAAGUUUAACGUGGUCAUGCACGAGAUGGUUGGCUUUGCGGAGCGCGAGGGCGCCCAGGUGCAUGCCCAGCUGUUCAUCCCUGGAGUCUCGGAGGAGGGCGGCAUCACAACGACGCAGAUGAUCAACGACUUUGACGAGGGCCCCAUCAGGUUCGAGAGCGUGCACAGCAUGAGCAUCCCGCUAUUUGGCCCCCAGGACAUGUGCCUCCGUGUUGCCAUCUUCGCCAAGGUGUCGACCAUGCAUCUUGACAAGCUUCUCAGCUGGGACGACAUGCGAGAGGCCACGCCAGGAAAACAGAAGGCGGCCAGGAUUGCAGAAUCGCAGUUUUACACCAAGGAGAAGCAUGACAUCCUCGCGCGGGUGCAGAUCAUGGAGCUUGACGAGAACGGAGAGUACGUGCCGGUCGAGGUCAUGCAGACCAGCGAGACCGACUCAGGCGCAUUCCAACUCCACCAGGGUCUGCAGAGACGGGUCGCCAUCAGUCUCAACCACAGCUCCGGCGACGCCCUUCCGUGGGACGACGUGCGGUCCCUGCGAGUUGGGAAGAUCCAGCUGGUCGACCAUACCGGCAAGACGCCCGACAUGGGCACUGAGUCUCCCGACAUAUCUUUAAAGCUGUCGACCAAGCCCGUCUUCCGUGACAACGCUAAUGGAACCCGUAGCGUGACCCUGAUCGGGCAGUGGGACUCGAGCCUCCACGGUUCCCUUCUCCUCGACCGUGUCACGGCCGAGAAGUACAAGGUGCAGAUGACGGUCUCUUUCGAUAUCAGCUCCGAGAAGAUGGCAGAGCCCAUGAAGUUCUCCCUGAAUGUCUUCUGCCAAAUCAUGUCGCGGAACUUUGUCAGGCAGACGUCGCUGCUCUCAUCACUGUGGCAAAAUGUCAGGAUUGUCAAAUCCUCAACCGGCAUCUUUACCCUCUCGCUACGCCCUGCGCCCAUCAAGCGGGUGGGUGACAUCUGGCGUCUCAACAGCCAACACGAUUACGUCAAAGGCGAGGAAAACCUCAGCUCCUGGGCUCCUCGUGGCGUCUCACUUGUCAGUGAUUUCAUUGGCGCCAAACGGAGGAGGAGGCGAAUUGCCGAGGUUGGCGGCAUCCAGAACUUCAUCCGAAAGAUCGGCUUGCCCGAGCCCAAGGUCAGGUCGGCCGAUGAGGAUGAUAUCCUUGCCGACAUAGCGCCAUCAAGGGGUCCACGGCCUGACGACCUCGACUCUAUCGACGAGCUUCUCUCGGAUAUUCCCGACGUAUCCACAGCUCCGUCUGUUGCCGAUGACGGCGAAGCGGAGCCCGAAGCCGAUGAAUCUACGCUGAUAGUCUCGGGCAUGCAAAGGGAGGCUGCUGAGUACGGCGAGCAGGAGUCGGCGUUGCUCGAGAAGUGCCUGAAGCUAUGGAAGAGCCAUCCGGAUCCUCUAUUGCAGAUUCUCGGUCCCGCGAACACAAGCCCGCCCGAGAACGGCAUUGCGCCGGAGCCAGAAGAGGCGCCCCGUCUGAUUGCGACGGUGGUGCGCGCCACAAAAAACCCCAAGGUCAUGAAGGGUGGCUAUCUGCUAGUGCCGAGCAGCGACUGCACGCGCUGGAUUAAGCGCUUUGUGGAGCUUCGUCGGCCCUACUUGCACAUCCACAGCGUCUCGGAUGGCGAGGAGGUUUCUAUUGUCAGCCUCCGCAACAGCCGCGUGGACAGCCAGCCAGGUAUCCUGCCGCUGCUGGAAGCUGGAGGCCAUGGCCACGACCCCGAGCCCGCGCCAAGCGAAGACGGACAGGAGCCAGGGUCGGAAUCGCCUGGAGAUGUGCGCCAGAACGGCAACGGCGGUGAUCCAAGGCAGGGACACAGGAGACAAGCCUCUAGUCGCAGCACCAUCUCAUCACUCUGGAGCGGCGUAGCGGCUACCAGGCCGGCAGGGCGUCGUGGCACGGGCCUUGCCGCGCUCAGCGAUCGCCUGCAAGCCGGUGUGUUUGCCAUUUACGGGACUGACAACACGUGGCUGUUUGCGGCACGCAACGAGCGCGAGAAGCUCGACUGGAUCUUCCGCAUCGACCAGAGCUAUGUUGCCUCCAGCGCCACUCCCAGCGGCAUAAGCAGCCCCAUCGGGUUCAAUACGAGAAUGGACGACUGCGACAACUUCUCCAGCGGCAUUUCAAGCCGAUGAUCUCUUUUCUUGACUCUCCUUUUCUCAUUUGGAAUAUCUCUUUGCGUUCUUGUCGCCGCACCGACACGCCUUUACGUCACGAGCCCACGACAUCAACAUGAAGCCCAUCAUUCUUUUUUCUUUCUCACCCGAAUCCAUAUUACAGAUUUCCCUUUGAUGCCGAAUCUAGCACGAGCCCAACCCCUUAUUUCGACAUCUACCCCUUCAUCACCUUACCUACCCCACCCAUAUACCCCUCAUAUUCUGAUUUCAUUCUGACGCAUGGCAGAUGAUGAGGUACGAGGAUCUGUACUACAAGAUGUUUCUUUGAUUUACGCAUAGACCUAUACCCCAGCCUUUGCUUCCACGGUACGAUGCGCCUUUGAUUUGGCCCUUUUUUUUCGACCGCUUGGAGAUACAGGAAAAAGGAUUGCGGCAGUGGAUACUCAAGCAUCAUCACUUGGAGAGAGCGAAGACAGCAGCAGCUGGACGGGCGGAUUUGUCCCCGCUUGUCAUAGAAACAGCAGUAUCAGCUAUGGCACCAUACAUACCUAGGCAUGAGAAUAAUAGAUGGGCAAAUGUGCUCCAUGUGAGCAGAUGCAACACAUGCACG